This is a messenger RNA of Haliotis rufescens (red abalone), 8805 nucleotides long. Its product is annotated as nonsense-mediated mRNA decay factor SMG5-like. Bases 133 to 3399 code for a protein of 1088 amino acids. Lineage: Eukaryota; Metazoa; Mollusca; Gastropoda; Lepetellida; Haliotidae. Gene Ontology annotation, molecular function: protein binding; telomerase RNA binding; telomeric repeat DNA binding. The transcript is spliced from 26 exons. Gene Ontology annotation, biological process: nuclear-transcribed mRNA catabolic process, nonsense-mediated decay. The record is from RefSeq and is a predicted model, not a curated record. Gene Ontology annotation, cellular component: telomerase holoenzyme complex.
GACCAAUAUGGCGUCUAUCUAUGAAAAUGUAACGAGGAAGAAACUGAAACUUUCAGCAACGUGUUUAAGGUUGUGCCAUUUCACAUGAGAAGCGUGUGAAAUGGUGUGCCACAAUAGAAAUAAAGUAAAGCUAUGAAGAAAGCUUCAAGUACGAGUAAUGAAGCGAAACCUGACGUUGACAAAGCUAAGAAAAUCUACAGAGCUGCUCUGGAUGCGAUUCGUCGUCUGGAUGAGAUAAGCAAACAGAAGAAAGCAUACAGAGAUGUAUUCUUGCAAGAUGCUGUUGGACUCAGAAAUAAACUCAAGGAGUAUUGUGAGAGGUUGAUGUUCUACAACCCCAGUGACUAUGGCCGCAAAGCAGAGGAGGUUCUAUGGAGGAAGGUGUUCUAUGACAUCAUCCAGGUUGUCAAACACAACAGGAAGCAUGUGCGUCCCCACGGGUCCCUGGAGACAGCCUACCGGACACACCUGGCCUCCGCCACUGGAUACUACCAGCAUCUGCUGUUCAGGCUGCAGCAGGAGUUUGGCCUCAAGUUGUCCGGCAUUCUCGACUUUCAUCUUGUUGCAGAUCCCAAACCAGUAAAGAAGCACAGCAGUAGUAGCAGCAGCAGCAGCAGUAGCAGCAAGAAGACACCACAGUCCGUGAUUGAGUGGGCGCAGAGAGCCUGCCACAGAUGUCUCAUUUGUCUUGGAGACAUUGCCCGAUAUCAACAGGACUUUGAUCAUGGCGUGAGUGGCGCCACAGCGGAGAGAUACUACUACCAAGCGAUCAUGUUGUUUCCUGAUAUUGGUAUGCCCCACAACCAGCUGGGGACUUUGUCUGCUUCCCGCUACUACAGCUGUGAGGCUGCCUAUCAUUAUAUUAGAUGUAUGUCGACAGAGAAGUCGUUUGAAGGAGCCCAUGGUAACUUGCAGCGACUGUUUGAGAAGAACCACAAGAGGUACCUGGAACUGGGGCAGAUUCAGCAGCAGCACCGUGACCUCACACCAGACAAACAACAACCACAAAACAUCCGGCAGUUCUUUGUCCGCUUCCUGUACCUGCUGGAUGUCUUGUAUGAUACAGAGAAGAGCAACGACACAACUUUGAUGCAGUCUGCAUGUCAGGCCACGCUUCACGACUUCAACCUAUGCAUGUUCUAUGAACCCAGCUCAAUGGCAGAGAACUACGCGAAAGCUGACCCUGCCAUAGACGACCCCCAUUACCUGGAUGAUGACAUUGUCUUCAAGAUCGUCAUCAUGUGUCUCAGCACCAUCCAUCUCCUGCAGAGGAAAUGCUCACCUCAAUUGACAGCCGCCAUUGCCUUUCUUCUUGCGCUGUUCUCGCACAUACUGAACCAUGUGACCAACAGACUACAGGGGGCGCUGUAUGAGAAAGAACACCCAAAUAAGCUGUUAGAGUCACACAAGUCUAUAGCAGCUCUCCCCCAUGAUGACCACAACUACUCGUCCACCUCGGACACGGAGCGGGAUGAAAUGUCCAGUCAUGAUGCUGACCACAGGAACAACAGUGUCGACAAAAGCAAUAUGCUGACUCAGGACGAAGGCAAUAAACCAAAGAAACAGAAGCAAUCACGACUCCGCAACUUGCGGCGACGUAGACGACGUCACCAUAGCGAUAGUAGUGACAUGUCAGACUUGUCUGAAGAUUCUGAUCUCAGUGAAGGUGGUGAGCACAUAGAAGAGGAUAUUGUCUCUGAAGAUUCUGAUGAUGAUCUAGUCACAUACUUUGACAAUGAUUCCGACUCAGAUCUCUCUGAUUCCUUGAUGGAAAGUCAGGAGCUCAAAACCGGCUUUGCAUCAUCACAUGGCAACAAUCAAUCCAAGUUACGAUUGAGUUCAGGGUCGUCUGUGAAAAUGGCUCAAGAGAAUGGCAAUUGGUCGGAUCUGAUGGGAAAUCAGAAUCUGGUGACAUUGUCGUCUGAGUUGUUCUCCUCGUCCAUGACCUUCCUGGGGCAGGACCUCAAUCUGGACCUACUCAACACCAAACAGUACCAGGCAGACAUUGCAGCCUACGAGAACUGUAAGGAUGUCAUACAAGGCAAGAAGGAUGUUCCAGUUCCACCAGGUUUCCUGUCAUCCAUGGAGGCGCACCAUGUGGCAGACAUCACCAACAAGCUGGUCAACUUCCAGAUCGAGACUGACACAGAAGUCAGUGCAUGUCCUACAGACACAGAUCCAUCUGGACUCACUGAGACUGAGAUGGAGGCAGAUGACGACAAUUCCUGUGAUAGUUACAACGACAAGGCGGAGGCUGAACGGCUGAGACUGCAGCGGGUGAUCGAGGUUAUCCAGACGGAGGGUCUGCUUUCCACUGUCAAGGUGAUGUGUGACUGGAUGCAGUGCCAUUCAACCAUCAUCAACACAUGUGCUCAGAGCUCCCAGUCGUUAUGGUGUAGACUGUCAGUUCUGCUCAACUUUUUGCCUCAGGAAAAGGAAUUGAUCAGCCAUGAUCAGAUAUGGUCUGAUGAACUGAGGAUGCGGCUGACGGACAGUAGCACACCAAGCUGGUUUCAGUUGUUCCCUCUCCGAGAAGACAUCAACCUGUCCGGCUUCUCCGCCCUGGCCGACAUCCAGGCCACUAUCGACUUCACCUCCAAACAUAGGGGACAGCUCAGUGAGAUUCAGGAGACAUUUCUCCGGAUCACCUGUCUGCGUCACUUCGGCCACUUCUUGUCCCAGUCUGACUGUGUGGAGUUCACCUACAACCUGGAACAGGCGAUGUUCUUUGGGCCCUCACACACUGACCCCGAGGUCAGUGAGAAGGCAGCACAGGAGAAGAUGAGAGAUGCAGAAAGCCGACGCAACCAACUGAUGAGAGACAUGGCUCAGCUGAGGCUUCAGGCUGAGGUGAGCCAGCUGGAAGGGUCCCUACAGGAGUCAGAGCAGCCCAUGUUCCCUCCGUACCUGAUCACCGACACUUCCGCCCUGUGCUCCUCUCUCCCACUCGUCAAACAGCUCAUCCUCAGUGCCAGGGGCAUCAUGGUCAUCCCUCUCUCAGUGAUUGACAGUUUGGACUUUAUGAAGAAAGAGAGCUCUGGAGCCCGGGAGGCUAUUCGAUGGCUGGAGAAUGAGUUCAGGAAGGGGAACAGGUACAUCCGUGCUCAGAAGAGCAAUGAGACAUUGCCAGGCAACAACCAGAGGAUGCUGAAGAAGAGGAACCGAGAUCAGUGGUGUUUGAGUGAGAUACUGAGUUGUUCCCGGUACCUGGCACAGCAGAGCGGGAACUUCAGCUCUGGGAGUGUUGUGGCCAUCUUGACUGACCACAAGUUGGACACGGAGCAGACUCUCCCAGCCAUCAGACACACCAUAACAGCAAGCCGGCAAGAAGGUGUAAGCAUUGAGAACAUUGCUGACUUUGCCUCUCGCUGGAAGGAGGUCUGUAAGAGCAAAGGCUGAGACUACCACACAAGAUCAGGGACUGAUCCUCAAAACAAGCGCAAGGAAUCCAGAGAUACACUAUCCAGAUAGUAUCUGGGACAGCCUAUCUCAGAGUUGGGUAACCCAAGCAGUCUGAAGCCAGACAGUCAGUCAGGGCUACUGACGGUAUGGAAGACUCUCCGGAGUCAUCAGCCUCACUUGUACCAGUGGCAAUCUGCGUACAACAUGGAGAAUAGGAUUCUCAUUCAACACAGGAUUCUAAUAUUUGAGAAAUAUUGAAGUGAUUUUUGCGGAAAUCUUUUCUAUUUCUCAACAGAGACCAUAAAAUAUAGUAUUCCAAGGCAGUAUCAGGUGCAGCCACAUUCAACGAUCAAGGAAGUUAGAUGAGGAAAUUGUUUCUCAGUAACAGAGGCGAUGGUGUACCUGAAGUCAAGAUGCUUGCCUAUGGAAUCCACACAAAGAAACCUUUGAAUAAUUUGAGACUGUAACUUGGAGGCCAAGUUCAUAAUGGAAAGUCACCACUUUGCUAACUUGCACAUGUGACUUGAUUAGUGCUGCAUGACAUUUUGUAAUAUAAUCAGAAGUGUUCGUGACAAGUUGACAUGGUAUCAAUUUCUUGCUUUUACCUUAUUUUAUGAGCUAUUGAUGUUGUCUCCCUUGUUUAAUUCAUCAUAAGAACCUUCUGAUGUUUGUGAUGUGUAGAAGCAAGGGACACAAUACAUCUGUGAAUUAUUUUACAUGGUAAUAUAUGUUCUCCAAUCCAUGUUCAGGAAGCCACUCCCAGAACCCUGCCCCACCCUUUGUCCUGUCCAAUUCCCACCAUUAUAGUUUGGCGAUCCAGCACCCCUACCCAUGUAGAUGGAGACAUCUGUGUCAGCCCUACAACCCUGACCAUCACACUGUGCCCCCAAUCAAGUUCCUGAUUGUGAAGUUUGGCAUAGCUCCUUCCCCCAUCUGAAUGUCACCUAAGUGCCCAUCCUCAUCUUCUCCAUCUCUCACAGUGGGAUAAUGCUUCCCUAUCUCUACAAUCUCCUUGCCUGCUAUCUCCUUCUCUGCAACCCUCACCCAAGACUACAGAUUCACACUGCUAUCCUUCUUCAUCCUCCAAAGUGACAAUUGCCUCACUGAACACAGUUUGCAUGACUACACUCCCCUGAUGGCCCUCACCCUAGGUUAAACAUAUGUCCCUAUCCCCAUCCUCCCCCAACCAAACCACCCCUGUUGCAACCCUAUCCCCACCCAUUCCUAACUGUGGCAUUUCUAUCCCCACCAAUGUCUACCUGUGGCAUCUCUUUCCCCACCCAUGCCUAACUGUGGCAUCCCUAUCCCCACCUAUGCCUAACUGCGAAAUCUCUAUCCCCACACAUGCCUAUCUGUGACAUCUCUAUCCCCACACAUGCCUAACUGUGGCAUUUCUAUCCCCACCCAUGCCUAACUGUGGCAUCUCUAUCCCCACCAAUACCUAACUGUGGCAUCUCUAUCCCCACCCAUGCCUAACUGUGGCAUCCCUAUCCCCAGCAAUGACUAACUGGGGUAUCCCUAUCCCCCGAUGCCUAACUAAGGCAUCUCUAUCCCCAACAAUGCCGAACUGUGGCAUCUCUAUCCCCAUCCAUGCCUAACUGUGUCAUCUCUAUCUCCACCCAUGCCUAUCUGUGGCAUCUCUAUCCCCACCCAUGCCUAACUGUGGUAUCUCUAUCCCCACCCAUGCCUGACUGUGUCAUCUCUAUCACCAUCCAUGCCUCACUGUGGCAUCCCUGUCCCCAACAAUGCCUAACUGUGGCAUCUCUAUCCCCACCCAUGCCCAUCUGUGGCAUCCCUAUCCCCACCCAUGCCUAACUGUGUCAUCUCUAUCCCCACCUAUGCCUACCUGUGUCAUCUCUAUCCCCACCCAUGCCUAACUGUGGCAUCUCUAUCCCAAAACAAUGCCUAACUGGCAUUUCUAUUCCCACCAAUACCUAACUGUGGCAUCUCUAUCCCCACCCAUGCCUAACUGUGGCAUCUGUAUCCCCAACAAUGCCUAACUGUGGCAUCUCUAUCCCCACCCAUGCCUACCUGUGGCAUCUCUAUCCCCACCCAUACCUAACUGUGGCAUCUCUAUCCUCACCCAUGCCUAACUGUGGCAUCUCUAUCCCCACCCAUACCUAACUGUGGCAUCUCUAUCCCCACCCAUACCUAACUGUGGCAUCUCUAUCCUCACCCAUGCCUAACUGUGGCAUCUCUAUCCCCACCCAUACCUAACUGUGGCAUCUCUAUCCUCACCCAUGCCUGACUGUGGCAUCUCUAUCCCUUCCCACGGCUGACUUCUGUAUUGUGACCAUCUCCCUUGAGAGGAUACUGAUCCAGCUAUACACAUGUGUAAAGACCAGCAUACAAGAGAAUAUAUAUGAAGACAUUAUGUCUGUGUCGACAAUGAAAUUGCUCACAAACAUUUGGAGGAACAUAAGUAUAUUUUGUUAUUUUCUAAGCAAACAUUUGUUGGUUCAGGACAAUGUAUUAUUCUCUGGUGUGUGUGCUUGUAGUUAAUGCACUUUCUCUCAUUUCAACAUAUGCUGAAAUAGGAAGAACUGUAUGCUUUGUGUGUUACCAUAAUAUCCAUUAUUUUCUAGAUGAGUCAGGUGUAUGAACUUGUUUCAUAAAAUGUUUGGCAACAGUUAUAAGUGCCGUAACAUCACUUUAAAUGUAGAAACUCAUCUCCAUAGUUUUGAUAAGCUUAAAUAAACUCACCUACCAGGUUAUUUUAUUUGGGAAAUGGUUAAAAGAAGGUUUAAGUCCAAAUUGGUAGGCUGUCCGGGGCCUCAACUAGUUAGUUUAUCUGACUUAAGUGAGCUUACGUCAUUGCCUGCUUAUCCAGCAUCUGGUGUCAGGCGUCAGUUCCCUUCGGCGGCGUUCGCAGACAUCUUCUCCUUAGCAACCACUCGUCUAAUGAAGCUGGAUUUUUAUAUGCUUCCUCCAAACAAUAAUGACACUUGAAUUUUUUCAAUUGUUUUGAAUCCUAUUUUUCAAUAUGACCACCAUUACGUUUUGACAUUUAUUUGACCUUUGCUCUUUGACCAUACUCCUAAUUUCUUUCAAAAUGCAUUUCCGGGCACUGUGAACUUCAUCUCCCCAGGAAGCACUGUCGGUGAAAUUUCACAUGUUGUCCCAACCAAUGAUGACACCUGAAUUUGUUCAAGAGGUUCCAAUCCAAUUUUCGACAUAUUUUUGCCAAUAACAGAAUCAUUUUGAUCCAAAAUAGCAGGAAAUUUGGUACAUAUGUAGUUUGUAGUGGGGCUCAACUUCCCUGUUCUUUUUAAGUUAUUUUAGGUUAUUUUAGGUUUUGACGUUUGCACUUUGUCCAUACUGAAAGCAGAAACUUAUAGCCCUUACUCAGCCAUUUUUGUUCAGAAUUAAUUGCAGUUGGUAUGUGCGUCUCAACACUGUGGGGCUUAACAUAUAUGUUCCAGUUUUGAUUAUAUUUUAAAUUUGGACCUUGAUUUGAUUGGCACUUGGACCUUGGACCUUGCUAUCAAAUUCAAAAUUCUUUUGCCGAGUGGUUCUUUUUUUAUAUUAUAAACUGACUACCCAGGUGAGCUACAGUUGGCACUGCUCUUUACUUAGACUGGCAAGUUCUCUGGUGUCAUUAUAGAACUGUAUGUAUACUGCAUAUGGUAUGUAGCUUUAAUAGUUUAUGUUACAAUGUUAAAGUAUUGUGUCUUGUCAGAAGUUCAUGUAUGAAAAAAACCUGAAGUCUCAAAAUUGAUUUACUCUGGCCUUAUCUGAUUUAAAAAAAAACGGGAUUAACAUUUACACUUCCAAAUGCAAUCAAUGUAUUUUGCACAUUUCAUACAGGUAAAUCCUCUCUCUUGCUAUUCCAGGUCACUUUUCUCACUGAAACAUUCAGGAUAAAAUACCCAUAGUUGUUAUACAUGAUUUCAUGCAGCUGAAUAUAUAUUUGCUCCUGAGUCUUGGGGCAUCUAUCACAGUACAAGCUGAUUUUCAAAGAGCUGUAGUGUUAUUGAAGGCUGUUGUGAAUUUAUUACUUACUUGUACAUACCUGACUUGGAGUCUCACCAUUAGUGAAUAUGCCAGGUUACCAUGGUAAUUGUUAUGAAAUCGGUGUGCGUUUGAAAAUGUUUGUUUUAAAGCAAUAUUAUGGUAAAAGGGAAAAUGCCAGCUUGCACAACUUAGGACUCUAUUUGACACAGUUAUGUUAUCAACAUGGCUUUCAUUCAGACAUUCUUUACUCAACAUCUGUAGGAUUCAUUAAGGGCUAAAACAUUAUGGACAUAACAUGGACGGAAGUAAUAUUUGACCUGAAGUGUUUUCCUUACUAAAACAUGCUUUCUUGGGCAAGCUGGCCCUUUGAAACUGUAUGUAUGGUCGUUUGUAUGAUUCUUUGCACCUAUUCUACAAUUGUGAAUUAUACAUAUGGUCCUUUUUCAAUUGGAAGUCGUUUUAUUAAUCUGAAAUGUUUUCCUCUGAAGUCUCAGGUUCGAUAUUGGUACGAUAUGCACAGCCUUUGAUCUCCACGUCAUCACAGUUCAAUGGAAUGAAUCUUUAUCAAAGACCUUUUCAGGUGUAACUACAUGUUUAUGACAACAAAGGCCUCAACUUAUUUAUUCCUUAUGGGUUCAAUUUGUUUGUACAAAGGUAGGAACUCGUGGGCAAGUUGGGUUUGUUUGAAUUGUGUCACUUUUCUGGAAUGACAACAUAUGUAUCCUGCAAAUAUACAACAUUUAAACAAUGUCAUUGCAGAGUAUAUACAGCUUUGCACAAUGGUAGAAUUCUGUGUCAGUUUAGGCUAGAGGGGAUUUCUUUCAAUGAAACUGAACAUAUCAGCUGGACUCCUUUAGAAGGAACCAUUUAAUUAUUUUUAAAGGGGGUGUGAAUUUAGGGGAAAAGAGGUAAGGGUGCUUUUACCUACUAUGAUUAUUUCAGUGUUAUAUUUGUGAAAUAGAAAAUUACAACUUGAAGUUAACACAAUAUCCCAGCUGAACAGACAGGAACAAGUCAUACUAUUGCAUGUGACCUCGGUAUCAUGGUUUUCUAAAUAUGAUGAAUAUAUUGGAGCACUGCAGAAUACAUUUUCAAGGCAAUUAACAAAUUGGACAGUUUCUAUACCAGCCUGUUUGCCAUCAAGACACUUUGGUAAAGUGGGAGAGUGUUCUCUGAUGAGAACUGUACGGUGCAUGUGAAUAUAGUAUUGUUAUAUGAGGAUGUUUUUGUCACUGAGGCUAUUGAGAGUAUAUUUGAUUGGACAUUUUGUACACACAGAUUUGCAAAUGUUGACCCAUAUUAUUGUGUCCAUUCUGCAGUGAAAGAUUUGCUGAUUGUUCGUGCAAACUUCGGUCAUGGUAUUUUAACAAAUGGAAAAUGUAAAAUAUAUUUCAUUUGCAGAAAUGUUAUUGUACCUGUACAAGCUCUGUGAUAAAGUCUGACUUUGAA